Bactrocera neohumeralis is the source of this 1537-nucleotide messenger RNA. Its product is annotated as NADH-cytochrome b5 reductase 3. Lineage: Eukaryota; Metazoa; Arthropoda; Insecta; Diptera; Tephritidae. Gene Ontology annotation, cellular component: mitochondrion. The coding region runs from base 361 to 1314 and encodes 317 amino acids. The record is from RefSeq and is a predicted model, not a curated record. The transcript has 7 exons. Gene Ontology annotation, molecular function: FAD binding; oxidoreductase activity.
AAUAGUCCAAUGCCCGCGCAGUAUUUCUUUAAAUUAUUUUCUUUACUUUGACGAUAGUAUAAUAAAAUGUUUUUGAAAUUUUACAAGGGUUUGUGAACAAAUCUCUUAUUUAUAAAUGUGCUUAAAAGUAUACCGGCAAAAGCCGCUAGAAUUUUGCAAUACUCCACACCCUCAAAUGGAAAGUGCUCAUUACGACAAAGAUUAAAAGGCACGAAGGAAUCUUACACACAAAUAACAACAUUAUAAGAUACCUAGUGCCUUUGAGGUGUUGUAGUUACGAAUUGAUAGCGACUAUUUGGAUGACGUGUGAAUAUAUUUCUACAUCUUCAAACAACGAUUUUUAAUAUUUAUAUUCUAACAAUGGCUCGUCCGUUUUACGAAACGCAUUUAGUUCCAAUUGUAGUUGGUAUUGCAGCUGUGGUGGUGGGUGCUGCCAUCAUUAAUUACAUUCUUAAUAAGAAGUCGUCGAAACCACGACCUGAACCCAAUCGCACCGCUCGCCUACGCACACUAGUUGAUCCAAAUGACAAAUAUCAGUUGCCAUUAAUUGAGAAAGAAAUUCUUAGCCACGAUACUCGACGUUUUCGGUUUGGUUUACCAUCGAACCAACAUGUUCUUGGAUUGCCCGUUGGACAGCACAUUCAUUUGAUCGCAACCAUAGAUAACGAAUUGGUCAUUCGUCCUUAUACUCCAAUAUCCAGUGAUGAUGACGUUGGUUAUGUCGAUUUGGUCAUUAAAGUAUAUUUUAAGAAUGUUCAUCCAAAAUUCCCAGGAGGUGGUAAAAUGACACAAUAUUUAGAUCAAAUGAAUAUCGGCGAUAAGAUCUCCUUCCGUGGUCCUUCCGGACGAUUACAAUAUCAAGGUCAAGGCCGUUUUCAAGUUAAGAAGCUUCGAAAAGAUCCACCAAAGACCGUUAUAGCAAAGCGUGUAAAUAUGAUAUCCGGUGGCACUGGAAUUACACCAAUGUUACAGCUAAUACGGGAUGUUCUAAAACACAAUGAUAAAGACAAAACUGAACUUGCCCUAUUAUUUGCCAAUCAGAGUGAAGCCGAUAUUUUGUUGCGUAACGAAUUGGACGAAUUAGUCAAAAAAUAUCCAGAUCAAUUAAAGGUGUGGUAUACGAUUGAUAAAGCUUCUGAAGUCUGGCCAUAUAGCGUUGGAUAUGUCAAUGAUGAAAUGAUGCGCUCUCAACUUUUUUCGCCGAGUUCAAACACGCUUUGCUUACUGUGUGGUCCGCCACCGAUGGUCAAUUAUACUUGUAUACCCGGCUUGGAGCGCAUCGGUCAUCAUGCUGAUAUGCGUUUCAGUUACUAAAUGGAAAAACGUAUAACGUAAAAAAUGUAUAGUUAAACUUUUAUCAGGCUGGAUAUAUGAUGUAGGCUUUAUAAACGAUGACAUGAUUAAACAACAUCUUUUCCCGGCUUCUGAAGAUACUUUGGUGUUAAUGUGCGGUCCACCACCAAUGAUAAAUUUCGCUUGUAAUCCAGCUUUAGAUAAAUUGGAAUUUCAUCCAGAUACCAGAUUCGCAUAUUAAAAA